CAGAAACAGAAUUUUGUUUCUUAAAUUCGUGAUUAUUUGUAUUUUUAUACACUAACAUUUCCUAAAACGCGAGCAUUUCCUAUAUUAGAAGUUAUAUCACUUAUUAUUUCACCUAUUAAAUCCAUUCCUAUCAGUUGUAAACCGUUACUUCGCACGAUAAUGUUAAUUGAGUAUGAGUGUUUGUGAUAAGCUUAUCAAUCCGCAUCAAGCGUCGCCGGCUCGCGCGGUGAGGACGUGUACACUACGCCCUGUGCCUUAAAUAUUUUACUCUCUUUCUACAAUAAAAAAAAAAAACAAAAUGUCCGGAGAAGGUUCAAACGGCGAUGGAAACAAGAAGGUGGCUCUUAUCACCGGUAUCACAGGACAGGAUGGUUCCUACCUCGCCGAAUUCCUCAUCGAGAAAGGCUACACGGUCCACGGGAUCCUCAGACGCUCCUCUUCCUUCAACACGGGCCGCAUACAGCACCUAUACGAGAGACCGGCAUGUCACACUGGCGGCCGCAUGCAUUUACACUACGGAGACCUUACGGACACUACCUGCUUGAUUAGCAUCAUUGUCAAGACUCGACCAAAGGAGAUCUACAAUCUCGGAGCGCAGUCUCACGUAAAAGUGUCCUUUGAACUGAGCGAAUACACGGCGCAGGUGGACGCAUUAGGUACCUUACGACUACUGGAGGCAGUCAGAGCCGCAGGUUUAGAGAAGGAGACGCGAAUCUAUCAGGCCUCCACCUCGGAGCUGUACGGAAAAGUGGUCGAAGUCCCACAGACGGAAAAAACGCCCUUCUACCCACGAUCACCUUACGCCUGUGCGAAACUCUAUGGCUACUGGAUAACAAUAAACUACCGCGAGGCCUACGGCAUGUUCGCCUGCAACGGCCUCCUCUUCAACCACGAGAGUCCCCGGCGAGGCGAGAACUUCGUCACGAGGAAGAUCACCCGAGGCGUCGCGAAGAUAACUUUAGGCCUCAUGGAGUAUAUAGAGUUGGGCAAUCUGGACUGUAAGAGGGAUUGGGGGCAUGCCAAGGAUUAUGUCGAGGCAAUGUGGCUGAUGCUGCAACAAGACGAGCCGGAAGACUUCGUAGUGGCCACAGGAGAGACGCACAGCGUGCGCGAAUUCGUGGAGAAAGCGUUUGCGGUCGUCGGACGGACGGUCGUGUGGCGCGGCGCCGGUGUGGACGAGACCGGACAUGACGCCAAAACUGAUCAGUUGCUGAUCAAAGUGAACCCUAAAUACUUCAGGCCGACUGAAGUGGACCUACUUCUCGGCGACGCAUCCAAAGCGAAGGCCAAGCUCGGCUGGUCGCCGCGCGUGUCCUUCCAGGAGCUCGUGCAGGACAUGGUGCAGGCCGACCUGGCGCUCAUGAGCAAGGACCCGGAGGCGUAGAAAACUGGGCCGUUCAAAUUAUGUGUCCCGGGUAGAUGUUGACGCCAUCGUCUCUCAUCAUCUGAGCUGUGCAGCCUAAUCUCUGGUAAAUUUUGGUAAUACUUUUUAUUUUCAAUAAUACGUACAAAAAAGGGCUAUGACUGUUAGGAAAUGCCGUUUGGCAGUAAGUCCGCAGUGUUUGUGUGUUAAUUGUUACUGUGCAAUAAAGAAAUAAAUAAAUACCUAUUAUAAAGUACUGUAAUUAAUAACAAUAACUACUGGCCGUUUUGCAAUGUCAGUUUUCAUUUUCAAGUGAAUUAAUUACGUAUUAAUUAAAAUUAUAAAGGCAUUUUGUAAAUGUUACGUAGGCUGUCUGUCCACUGGAGCAGAGAAAGGCAGCGAAGUGGUGAGCAAGAUAAAAAUCCACCAAUAGGGCAAAGAGGAGCGGAGAUUAUAUACAAUUUAACGGUGGAUUGUUUAUUUCUCUCACUGCUCCCCUGCUCCUGCUCCAGUGGACAGGCAGCUUUACAUUAUAUGAGAGAUGCAUUUUUUUAUUUGUAUAGGUGUUUGUAUUAAUUAACAUAAAUGUUAAUAUUCAGCAAACAUAUUAUAUUAUGGAUGGUUUUAAGGGGCCCUGUAUCGGCCUGUCAGUUGUUCGGAACUGUCAAAAUUUUGUUCUAACUCACAGGCAUAUACCGUCCGGCGGACUGUUAAUCAGUGGGCCCCUUUAUCCACGUGACAAAAUGUCCGUCACUUUUUAACACUGCGCGAAUGAAAGUGACGGAUACCGUUUUAUCUGUCACGUGGACAAGAACGACCAUCAUAUCCGUACAGUAGAUGGUUGUAUAAAUACAUGUCACUCAAAUGUAUCAAUCCUUUGCUCUACCAGCUUCGAUUAAAAAAAAACUCAGAAAAUAGCCAACAUAAUGAGUUAAAGAAGAAGAAGAAAUGAAUAUAUGUUGUUCGCCUUUUUCACCAUGUCACCAUGGCUGUCACGUUCUAACAAGUAUCAAAGUGCGAAAGUGACGCAUGACAUGACAGGUGACAAAAAUGCAACCAUGACAUCUGGUGCUGACCUACAUGACGUAAUAAAGGGUUAAUUCAUGUUGUUUGUUGUGAAGCGUCUUUGUGUAACUGCAAGCUAAUGAAUCGUCAGGUGACAAGUGUCACAACCAAGACUCGCUAACUAAUUACAAGUUCAGAGUCAUAAGCGAGGCGUAGACUAGCAAGUGCCAGCAAUUUACGUUACAUUGCCGACUACUAAGGUAAACUGCAUACAAAAGUUUGAUCAGAUACCGCAAUGUAAUGAAAAUUGCAUGCAAGUUUUUGCUAGUCCUAUACUAUACCUCGCUAUAUAGUGAAUCGUACUAGCAAUAAAACAAGGUUUUUUUUUUUUACAAUUAGUGAGUUUUGGUUGUCACCUGACGAAAACGACAAGUUAGAAUUUUAGUAGAAUUAUCGAAUUUAAUGUUAAAAUAUAUUUCAUUGUGUAUGUAUACAUACACAAUGAAAUACACACUAUACACUAUAGUGCCCGAUCGGCCAAUCACGAAUCAUGACAGUUGAAAAUACACAAACGACUGUUUUCUGGCAGAAAAAAACGGGUGUAUAUGCCUACAGUGGUUGCCUAUAUUGGUGACAACAUUUAUUAGGUGAUUGAUAAUUAUAAUAAACUGGUUUAUAUUACUUGUUACUUCAAUGUUAGCUAUAAGCUAUAAUUUGUAUAAUUUAAAGUAUUAUUUUAAGAAUUUAAGCAUCACAAACUUGUAUUUUUGUGUUAAUUUUUCUUUGCCUGCUCGUAAAAAUAUGUACAGUAAAGUACAUAAUUCUAAGAUACUAUUAUGAAAUAUAUUUGCAAUAAUAUAUAUCUGUAACAUUCCUUCAAGCGCUUUAUAUAUAAAGUAGUUAGUCAAAAGAGAUGAUAAAAGUGUUUAAUUUAUAGAAAAAUAUUUAGAUAUUUUGUGUAAGAUAAAAAUCAUAUGAAAUAUGUUAUUCUCAUCUCUCGCUGGUCUCAUGGUAUAAUAAUAUACUCCGCCUGGUACUCUAUUCCCGGCGUUUCUAGGUCACCUAACUGACACAAGCCUACGUCAUCAUGCGACAGCGCUAUAUGAUAAUAUGCGAUAGCGCUAUAUAUCCCCUGGAGCGCCCCAGAAUUACCGUAGUAUGGAACUCCUAUACUAGUUACCAGCACACGUGUCUGUUUAGGGCGCUCCACGGGAUAUAGCGGCCAUGUUAUUGUGACGUAGGCCUGUGUCACUCUGGGAAUAGAAGACCAUGUUUUAUUAGACCAUGGCUGGUCUGGCUUUAGCUGUGUAUAUAUUAUUGUGUAAGUAACUUUUGUAACUGGGUGAAUUACAAGAUAAAUCA
This is a messenger RNA of Cydia splendana, 3730 nucleotides long. It is a transcript of the gene Gmd, whose product is annotated as GDP-mannose 4,6 dehydratase. The transcript is spliced from 8 exons. Lineage: Eukaryota; Metazoa; Arthropoda; Insecta; Lepidoptera; Tortricidae. The coding region runs from base 299 to 1384 and encodes 361 amino acids. Gene Ontology annotation, biological process: GDP-mannose metabolic process. The record is from RefSeq and is a predicted model, not a curated record. Gene Ontology annotation, cellular component: cytoplasm. Gene Ontology annotation, molecular function: GDP-mannose 4,6-dehydratase activity.